GACUUAAAAUUAAAAAUUGUCGAUACAUUUCACAUAAAAAAAAUAUUUUCUCGAACGCAGUUUUAUCUGCCGGUUACUAAAUGUCAAUGGUGACUAGUACGUCGGUGUAACAUAUUGAAUUAUAACCUAUUUCCAUUAUCUAUUAACUAUUUUAGAACUAAGAAUAACAACACUAAAUUGAAACAUUUAGUGUGUAUAAUUAGAAGUAAUGAGUAAUGAUUUAAAUUAUUAUCCUUUUUAGAACAAAUGGAUAAUUUCAUGAAAAGGGCCUUAGUUCUCGCCUCCGAAGCUUUAGCUGCACAGGAGGUGCCGGUCGGAUGUGUAUUCACCCUUAAUGGAAACAUUGUAGCAGAGUCCAGAAACAGUGUAAAUAUUACACAUAAUCCUACUAGACAUGCAGAAAUAAAUUGCAUUGAUAAAAUAUUAGAGUAUUGUAAGGAUAAUCAGAUUAACUAUGUUACUUAUUUUGAAAAUAUUGUUGUUUAUGUUACAGUUGAGCCAUGUAUAAUGUGUGCAGCUGCAUUAAAUAAUUUAAAUAUUAAAGAAGUCAUAUAUGGCUGUGCUAAUGAUAGAUUCGGAGGGAAAACAGUGUUAGAUGUUAAUACAUUUUAUGACAGAGGAUAUAAAUUAACAGGAAAUGUCUUAGCUGACGAGGCUAUGGGUUUAUUAAAACAAUUUUACAAAGGCGCUAAUCCAAAUGCACCAGAUUCUAAAGCUAAGAAAAAUAAAUAAUUUUGUCUAUGGAUAUCAAGAUAAUAAAUAAAAGAUAUUCAAAUGAUAAAGAAUUGUAUAAUUUUAUCUUUAGGAUUAUGCAAUGAUAGCUAUUUGUCAUUAAUCAUGUCACAGGGUAAAUUGGUGACUAAGAAAAUGAAAAUGUGUUUCCUAUUCCUAUUGUAAUAUUAUGAAAUGAUAAGAGCGCAAUACAACUAUGUACAAAACCUAAAUAGGCCAAUGACCUCAUGGCUAUGCACCUUUUAAUGUUAAUACAAUAAUUGCAUUAUAUUAUUACAUUUUAAUCACAUUUCUACAGAUAUAUCUUAACUAUAUUGCUAUUUUACAUUAUAAGUUGAAAUCGUAAAGUAAGUUGUAAUCUAUAACACAUAUAAUGAAUUAAAAAAUUAAAUUAAGUAAGUAUGUUGUGCAAAACAUUUGUGUGAACAGAAACUGAUUGUGAUAUGUUAAAUCAUUACCAUUGUUAUAUUUCAUGGGAACCGAUAUUAAAAAUAAAUUCCUUAUCAGCAUAAUCCUAUCUACCUUAUAUUCUACUUGACACAAUUUGGUUCAUCUAUUUAAAUAAUAAUAAUCACUACAAAUAACAGUUUCAAAUAAACUUUUUAACUAAAAUUUUAUAAUAUAUUAGUCUUAAGUCUACUAUCGAUAUUACUAUGUAUCUUAUACACUGUAAAACAUAAAAGUGAGAUCCAUUCUAUGGAUAUGCGCAAAAUUAUUUCCAAUAAAGUUGUUUGUUUAUAUUCCCCAAAAUCUAUGUUAAAAUAAUUUAAUAUUGUUUUGAUAAUAAAGAACACAUUUUUUACAACAUAUAUAAUUGAAAAAUA
Molecule: messenger RNA, 1556 nt
Organism: Danaus plexippus (monarch butterfly)
Lineage: Eukaryota; Metazoa; Arthropoda; Insecta; Lepidoptera; Nymphalidae
Product: tRNA-specific adenosine deaminase 2
Exons: 2
Coding region: 247-732 (161 amino acids)
Biological process (GO): tRNA wobble adenosine to inosine editing
Cellular component (GO): cytoplasm; nucleus
Molecular function (GO): tRNA-specific adenosine-34 deaminase activity
Source: RefSeq, a predicted model, not a curated record